Messenger RNA from Musca vetustissima, 3348 nucleotides. RefSeq names its product E3 ubiquitin-protein ligase Topors-like. Gene Ontology annotation, molecular function: metal ion binding; ubiquitin protein ligase activity. Lineage: Eukaryota; Metazoa; Arthropoda; Insecta; Diptera; Muscidae. Gene Ontology annotation, biological process: protein polyubiquitination; protein monoubiquitination. The record is from RefSeq and is a predicted model, not a curated record. The transcript has 4 exons.
AUGGAUUUGUUGGACAGUGUAAUGGAGUUAUUGAAUAAUACUUCAUCGCCUACGAUUAGCAGCGGAGGUAGUAACAUUAGUUCCACAACAACAGCAACGCAUGCCGAAUCCUUAUAUCAACUGCAAUCUGCAAAUGCCAAUAAUUUAGUCCACGAAGCCAUGGCUACAGCAUCACCAGGUGCAGGAGGCGGAGGUGUAGUUGAUGGCGGCGAUGUCAGUGGUGUUGAAGUUGUUGUGACUCAGCAACAACAGCAAACUUUGGAGGAGGCAUUUCUACCACGUCUUGAACUAAAAUUACCCAGAUCAUCGAGCAGCAGUGAGAGUGAGUCAGAGGAGGCCACAAAUCCAACAGCUGGAACAUCGGGCGAUGGCAAUGGCGAAAGGGCGGCUUCGCCUCCCCCAAAUUGUGCCAUUUGUUUGGGUCGAUGCAAAAAUAAAUGUUUUACCGAUUCGUGCAUGCAUCAAUUUUGUUUCAAGUGCUUGUGUGAAUGGAGCAAAGUUAAACCGGAAUGUCCACUGUGCAAGCAAACCUUUAAAUCGAUUAUUCACAAUGUCAAAUCUGAGCAUCAAUUUGAAGAAUACCAUGUCCAGCCGCCUACCGUACAACUUGCUCAAUCACAAUUUGAAAUGGAUCUGACACAGAUGCGUAUCUUUGGUGUUGUUAGUCAAAAGUAAGUAGACUUUGGCCGCAUUGACGCCUGGGAUGAUCGCACAAAUCCCAAUUUUAUGUAUCCCAUUGCUCCGUCAGGAACUGGUGGUGGCAGUAAUAAUCGCUCCAUGCCAGUCGGCAAUUUGCGCAAUCAAUAUGUUUAUCGUGCCGAAUUAUUGGACUUAUAUCGCCAAGAAUAUCCUGAUAGUACUCUAAGCCAAUUGUGGCGUCGUUAUGUUUACGAUCGAAAAUUAUAUGCCCUGCCAGUUUGUGAUAUAACUGGACGUUUUCGUGAUAGCAGUUCUCAGUAUUAUAGGGAUAAUCCAGCACAAAUUCAUCGUUUGAUGCCGUGGAUAAGUCGUGAUUUGCAAUGUUUGCUGCGACAAUCGCAACAUGAUGUCAACACCGUUUUGGAAUCCAUCAACUCAGCCUUAGUUCUCAUGAAUAUCUUAUCGCCGGCGUUUCGUCGUCGUUUGCAGACAUACCUGGGCAAUAAAACUACACACUUCAUACACGAAUUGAACAAUUUUGCUAGAUCGCCAUACGAUAUGAUUGGUUAUGAUAGAGUUGUUGAAUACUCACCACAAUCUAUUGAGGAUGUCGUCAUAGAAUUCACUUCGUCGGAUGAUACAAGUGAUACAGAUGAAAUUGAUGUAGCCGAAGACUCGGUCGCUGCCUCGACAAAUGGUGGGAUUCUUGAUAAUGAUGAUGUUGAAAAUAAUGUUGCAAGUUAUUACAGAGUAUUUAAUACUCAUCUCAACUCUUUUACAGCUAUAAAUUUGACCAUUCAUAACCGUCUAACGUCAAAUGCGACACGUGAUGGAGCAGCCGGUCCAAGUGGCUCGAUGCGUUCAGUUGUUCAAGAUGGUGUUAGUUUGGUCAUCGAUUUGAGAAACGAGCCAGAGGAAAAUGCCUCGGCGGCGGUAGCUGCAUAUGGCAACAACAACAACAACAGUGCGGAAGCUGGAGGUUCUAAUUCAAGUCAGCCAACGGUGACAGAAAACAUCGAACUAACUUCUGGUAGCAGUGAUGAAUGUGAAUUUGUGCUAGAACGCAAACCUCCACAUUUGCGAACACCAGAAAUGGUUAGUUUAACCUCGGCAUCGGAUUCCGAUGUGGUAUUUGUAGAGGAAACGAAACCCUUAAAUAAAACCACAUUCAGUACAAGUGAAGCAGAACCAGACAACGAAGAUGUCUCUCCAGAAAAAGCGAAACGGUCAUCAUCCAGCCGUUCUAAAAUUACAGCCUUAGUUGAAUCCAAAAAACGAAAUCAACAAUCAGCUUCGAAUACAAAUAAAAAUGAAACACAAAAUAAUUCAGAUAUAUACAAUAUGGGAGCUAGCACAUCGGCGGCAUUACGACUAUCGAUACAGCAAAGCAGUGACAAAUCGAGAUUGAGGCGUACUAAAUAUUCCCUGCGUAACACAAGAGCCGAGGCAAAUCAAGUCAAUCCGACAAGACGUCGUGGCAAACGAUUGCCAAGCGAAAGCAGUCAUUCCAGUAGUUCCGAUUCCUUAUCUUCGCUUGCUUCGAAUUCGACGUUGGGCGACGGUGUAACAAGUGGCUCGUCGAGCGACGAGGAAUAUGUUUUAUCGGCAAAUCAAAAGCGUAGUUCAAAGAAACGCAGGCGUGUUAAAAAAUCGAAAAGAAGGAGGAGUAAAUGUGGCAGUUCCACAACAAAGCGAAGAAAAACAAGCAACAAUUAUGAUUCUAGCGAAGACGAAGAUGAUGACGAGGAUGACGAAGAUGAUGACAAUGGUCAUAUGGGAAAGAAUUUUGCCCUUGUCAUGGCCAUAAGUGAGCGAAUAAAAAGACAAAAGGAGAAACUAAAACAGUCCCGAGCAGCAAAUGAGGAAGAUGAGGACAACCAUAGCGAGGGAGAAAAUUCAUGGCGUUUGAAAGCGGUUAACGAGCCUUUGCGAAAACAGCAACAACAGAAUGCUAAAGAUGCUCACUCAAGUAGUGGACGUAAACGAAGGAUAAGGAAAACGUCGAGUAAAGCGUCGAACAACGAAAACGUCAAACAACCGAAACUCGAUCAGUGUGCAUCGCAACUAGAUGAUGAUAAAAAUGCAGCCGAAGAAUCUUUAUUUAAAAACUUUGAAAGUUCGAGUGAGAGUAGUGAAAGCGACAACCUGAAGCUGAUUGAGUUGAAAACAAAGUUAUCUAAAAAUUCUGCCAGUAACGAAAGCCUUGAAUCAAUACCGACAUCAUAUAACGAGCGUUUAAAUAACGAAAAUGUGAAUCAUGCUGCCGAUAGCAGGGAUGAUCAGCAAGAAGCUUGUAAUCAAACCGCAGACUCCAGUCCCAGAUUGCAGCAAACGCAAGAGAGUCCACAUACAACGCCCUGUGAUGAUAAUGCCGCCUCAAAUAUGCCCACCGUUGUGGUUUCUGCCCGUGAAAUGCAUACUUCGUCUGAUGAUGACAUCGACAUCAAUGCUGCUGGUCACAGUCAUGAAAAUGCAUGUAGUAGCAGUAAGACCACUACUCAGAAUAAUUCCGGGAACGUUAUUCAAGAAAAGAUUUCGCAAGAAUAUUUAGCGAAUCAAAAAACGCCAGGUACUUUCAAAGAUCAAAUAGGUGAUAUAAAGAAAGAAGUGAAGGAAGAAGAAAUCGAACAAGAAGAAGGAGAAGGAGAAGAAGAUAAAAUGCAUGUACAUCAGUCAGAGGCAAAUGAAGACAAUGAAUAUAGAGACUAA